AGCAGAGGGCCGCUAACGACAUCGUUCCUUUACAGAUGACACGCGGGCCUAACUCGAUAAUGGUUCGCUUACGGUUCGUUAUGUCAUUUGACAAUGUUCGAUAAAGGCAGAUCGUUAACGCACAUGGAUAAUUUUGGCGUUAAUCGCACAACAUAAGUUGAUGUGACGGAACUCGGCGAACUGAAAACCAUCUGCUAUGAGUACUGACACAGAGCGAGUCAUAAUGGUGGCUUUAGGAUUAGUCGCCCACUGUAGUCUUGUUUUUGUGCCCAUAAUCGGAGAAUUCCAUCCCACCGUAGGCUCUGUCGCUUUCGCCUACGCAGCCCUCGUGAUUACGUCCAAGUACGACAUUUGCCCGGCGUCAUGGAGGAUAGAGCAUCCAAAUAUCAGUCGUCUAAUUGAGUUCCUCGUGCAUGUGGGAGUACUGAACUUCGCAAUUACUACGAUCUGGCUACCGCUUGUGAUGUUCCUGACGGCAAGAGCAGACAUUAUUGCAAUCCUGGCAUGCACAGUGGACUCAGUAUUGCGGCUGGGCGGCGCCGCUAUCAGCUGGGCGGAGAGUUCGGAGGCGCCCCGCCAGGUGGCAGCACUGCUCGCACUGGGCGCCGCUGCCUGCGCCGUCUACGUCACCGACUUCUGCUCCACCGUCCGUAAUGUCUUAGCUCGAUGCUGCUUGAAAGGCAGAAGACGUGUGAGAAUAGUGGACUGCCAGCAGAAAAACGAACUCGAACUCUCCCUGAAGUCAAUGCGAAGAACCUGUAUAAGAAAAUGAAAUAUAUUUCCUGAAAGCACAAUGUCAUAUUAGUAAUCUGUGUAAAAUUGCUUUGGAUAAUACACUGCAGUAGUUCUCGCCUUCUUCAGCCACAGAAA
Schistocerca gregaria is the source of this 870-nucleotide messenger RNA. RefSeq lists its product as uncharacterized. The transcript is spliced from 4 exons. The record is from RefSeq and is a predicted model, not a curated record. Bases 197 to 772 code for a protein of 191 amino acids. Lineage: Eukaryota; Metazoa; Arthropoda; Insecta; Orthoptera; Acrididae.